Messenger RNA from Daucus carota subsp. sativus, 1610 nucleotides. RefSeq names its product developmentally-regulated G-protein 1. Bases 181 to 1380 code for a protein of 399 amino acids. Gene Ontology annotation, molecular function: GTPase activity; GTP binding. Gene Ontology annotation, cellular component: cytoplasm. The record is from RefSeq and is a predicted model, not a curated record. Gene Ontology annotation, biological process: cytoplasmic translation. Lineage: Eukaryota; Viridiplantae; Streptophyta; Magnoliopsida; Apiales; Apiaceae. The transcript has 12 exons.
UAAAAAUUAUCGGGUUAAAGCGAAAGCAAAGAGCCUUGUUCAUUCUUCUUCUUGUUGAAUUCUCUUUUGGUCAUCACCACCAAUCUAUCUCUCUGCAACACCAAGCUACUCAGCUCACUACUCAUCACUAGAGAGAGGUAAUAUUGCCAGCAUUGCUGUAGCUGUCAAAUACAAUUCAAAAUGGGUAUCAUAGAAAAGAUUAAAGAAAUUGAAGCUGAGAUGGCUCGGACACAGAAAAACAAAGCGACAGAAUACCAUCUGGGUCAGCUCAAGGCAAAGAUAGCUAAGCUGAGGACACAGUUGCUGGAGCCUCCGAAGGGUACUAGUGGAGCUGGAGAGGGUUUUGAAGUUACAAAAUAUGGACAUGGACGUGUAGCACUCAUAGGAUUUCCAAGUGUUGGGAAGUCUACACUCCUAACAAUGUUGACGGGAACACAUUCAGAAGCCGCGUCAUAUGAGUUCACAACUCUUACUUGUAUUCCCGGGAUUAUUCACUACAAUGGUACUAAAAUCCAAUUGCUCGACCUUCCUGGAAUUAUUGAAGGUGCUUCUGAAGGCAAGGGGCGUGGGAGACAGGUUAUUGCUGUUUCCAAGUCAUCUGACGUUGUACUGAUGGUUCUUGAUGCUUCAAAAAGUGAAGGUCAUCGGCAGAUAUUGACGAAAGAAUUGGAAGCUGUAGGCCUGAGGCUAAACAAGAGGCCACCUCAAAUAUACUUUAAGAAGAAGAAAACUGGAGGAAUCUCUUUCAAUAGCACCGCACCGUUGACUCACGUGGACGAAAAGCUCUGUUAUCAAAUUCUUCAUGAAUACAAAAUCCAUAAUGCAGAGAUUUUGUUUCGUGAGGAUGCCACAGUUGAUGAUUUUAUUGAUGUUAUCGAGGGAAAUCGCAAGUACAUGAAGUGUUUAUACGUGUACAACAAGAUAGAUGUUAUUGGUAUUGAUGACGUGGACAACUUAGCACGUCAGCCAAAUUCUAUUGUCAUUAGCUGCAACUUGAAUCUAAACUUGGAUAGACUGCUCGCAAAAAUGUGGGAGGCUAUGGGUCUUGUCAGAAUCUAUACUAAACCACAGGGGCAGCAACCUGAUUUCACAGAUCCCGUGGUUCUCUCUGCUGAUAGAGGUGGCUGCUCUGUUGAAGAUUUCUGUAACCAUAUACAUAGAAGCUUGGUGAAGGAGGUAAAAUAUGUGUUAGUCUGGGGCACAAGUGCGAGGCACAACCCACAGAAUUGUGGCCUUAGUCAGGUUCUUCAGGAUGAGGAUGUGGUUCAAAUUGUUAAGAAAAAGGAGAGGGAAGGUGAAGGUAGGGGUCGCUUUAAAUCACAUACAACUGGCCCUGCUCGAAUAGCUGACAGGGAAAAGAAGGCUCCCCUAAAGCAGUAAUAAUAUUUCGUCGUCCCCAAUCCAUUCAGCACCAAGAUUAAUCUUAGCUAAAAGUCUUGUACUCUCGAUAUCUCUAUACUUGGUGGAGACCUAGAAGUCAAAAAUAUAGUUCCCCUGGCGCUGCCUUUACGUUAUAAUUUUUGCCCAAAUUAUGAUAACCCAAUUUCUGUAUGGCAUGUGUGAACUAAAGUUUAUGAAUUUGAAGAAAGUUUUGUAUUCCAAAGUCCAAA